Molecule: messenger RNA, 3930 nt
Organism: Chelonia mydas (Green sea turtle)
Lineage: Eukaryota; Metazoa; Chordata; Testudines; Cheloniidae
Product: arylsulfatase D
Exons: 10
Coding region: 335-2029 (564 amino acids)
Molecular function (GO): arylsulfatase activity
Source: RefSeq, a predicted model, not a curated record
UGGGGCCAGCAUGAAAGCCGGGUAAAUGGGAAAAGGAAUCCUCUCUCCCAUGCAGGCCUGUAGUGGGAGACCUUUGCAGAGCUCCUCCACAGAGGCAGCCCAGUGACUAGAGUAACCUACUUGGGAGCAGGGAGACCAGUACGUGGAAUGAAGGAACAGAUGGGAGGGGACACACAACAAUGGAGCCUUUGCCCUUCUGUCUCCUGUUCACAGCAGGCCCUGUGGAGUUUAGCUGUACACCAGAGGUGAAAGUAAGCCAGUAUGGCCCGGUACAGCAUACUGGAGCUACCUAACUGCUCUGCUGGCAUUAUGCAUAUUUCCAAAGACAUGUGGAAUGAGUGUGGCUGUGGAUUCUAAACCCAAUAUUUUACUGAUAAUGGCAGAUGAUCUUGGCAUUGGAGACAUAGGUUGCUAUGGUAACAAUACCAUAAGGACCCCUAAUAUUGACCAGCUGGCCAAGGAAGGGGUGAAACUUACUCAGCACAUUGCUGCAGCUCCACUUUGUACUCCAAGCAGAGCAGCUUUCCUGACUGGCAGAUACCCCAUCAGAUCAGGCAUGGCUUCCAGUAACGGGUAUCGUGCCCUGCAGUGGAAUGCUGGGUCAGGAGGACUCCCUGUAAAUGAAACCACUUUUGCCAAGGUGCUGCGUCAGCAGGGUUACACCACGGGACUUAUAGGGAAGUGGCAUCAGGGUAUGAACUGUGAAGCCCUCAAUGAUCACUGCCACCACCCUUCAAACCAUGGUUUUGAUUAUUUUUACGGCAUGCCUUUUACUCUCCUAAACAACUGUCAGAAAAACAAACCUCCCGAGUUGGAUGCAGCCCUUCAAGCCAAACUCUGGCUUUGCACUCAAAUAAUUGCCCUUGCUGUGCUCACAGUUAUCAUUGGAAAGCUUACUGGCUUGAUUUCCACCAGCUGGAAAAUAGUCGCCUUCUUUGCCUUAGCUGGCUCUCUUUUUUUCACUUCCUGGUACUCCAGUUAUGGAUUUGUGCAAUAUUGGAACUGUAUCCUGAUGAGGAACUAUGAUAUUACUGAACAACCUAUGAAGUUGGAAAGGACGGCUGCCCUCAUGCUUAAGGAAGCAGUUUCAUUUAUUGAAAGAAACAAGCAUGGACCAUUCCUCCUCUUCGUUUCCUUUUUACAUGUUCACACACCCCUUUUCACCACGGAGAAAUUUCUUGGGAAGAGCAGACACGGCUUAUAUGGAGACAAUGUAGAAGAAAUGGAUUGGUUGGUGGGCAAAAUUCUUGAUGCUAUUGACAAGGAAGAUUUGAAAAACAACACAUUCACGUAUUUUGCCUCUGACCAUGGAGGACAAUUGGAGGCUCAAGAAGGAAAAACUCAGCUAGGUGGCUGGAAUGGCAUAUAUAAAGGUGGAAAAGGCAUGGGAGGCUGGGAAGGAGGCAUCCGUGUGCCAGGGAUACUUAGAUGGCCAGGAGUCUUUCCUGCUGACACAGUUAUUGAUGAACCUACAAGCCUUAUGGACAUUUAUCCCACAGUGGCUCACCUGGGUGGAGGGAUAGUGCCCCAGGACAGGGUAGUUGAUGGCCGGAACCUGAUGCCUUUACUACAAGGAAAAGUUCAACAGUCGGAGCAUGAGUUCAUGUUUCACUACUGUGGGUCAUACUUACACGCGGUGCGAUGGCACCAAAAGGACAGUGGGGCACUGUGGAAGGCUCAUUAUGUGACUCCAAUAUUCCAGCCAGAGGGUGCUGGAGCGUGUUACGGAAGAGGAAUUUGCCCUUGUUUUGGGGAAGGUGUAACCCAUCAUGACCCUCCUUUACUCUUUGAUCUCUCCAGAGACCCGUCUGAGGCCAAACCUCUGUCUCCUGCCACUGAGCCCCUGUUUGACACAGUAAUAAGCAGAAUAGAAAGAGCUGUUCAGGAGCAUCGCCAGACACUGACUCCAGUCCCACAACAGCUCUCUUUGCACAACAUUAUGUGGAAGCCCUGGCUGCAGCCGUGCUGUGGGACAUUCCCGUUUUGCUGGUGUGAUAGAGAGGGUGACAGUGCACACCCUGCUCUGUAAAAUAGGUGGUUGUUCAUAAAACCCUGCAACUGUGAAUGCUCUGGUGCAGUCAACUUGUAAUAACAUCAUUUCUGAAAAAUCAUGUUUCUUUUGGGCCAAAUUAUACCUAAAAUAUGCCAUUCCACUGCCCUCUCUCUCUCUGGGGAGCAAAGAGGCCUUAAGUGAGGACGAGGGGGUUAUGGUAGCGCUUUCUCCCAUUUACUCUCCACUACCAGCUAGGUGCAUAAAGCGCACUCCAUGUACACAUGGAAUAGUACCUGGAGAGACUGUGCCUUCCAGUAUGUAUUUAGGAGCCUCACUUUAGGCACCCAGGUCUGAAUAUUUUGGCCAUAAGGCAUCCAGGCACAGUGGAUUCUGUGUUACAAUUACUUCCGUUUCCCAGCACAUCACUGCCUCGCAGAGGUAUAACUCCAUUCUCUGUUGGGCGUUUACUAUAGAUAAAUAUUUGAAACCGUCAGAGAGAUAUACACAAGAAAAAGUAAAAUUGGCUUAGGAAAGAACCGACUGCAAUUUUUCAACAGCUUUUGAACAAACUACGGCUUUAACUGGAUAACAGUAAAGUUAAAUAUUCAUGCAUGCCAGAAAGCAGAAUAUUGCUCUUUAAGAUUUUUUUUUUAUUGUCAUUUGCACAAUCAUUACUAAAAGUAGCUUUUGGUUGGUGAGCAAAGGGUCCUGUUCUAGUUUGUAGCUGGCAGUUUUACUGAUAAAUGACGCUAAUAAAAAUGUAUAAAAUAAAUAAACUUACUUUAUAUGUUUACAGUCAUCUUGGGUAAAGAAGUAUGGUGAUCUUGGUGGGAUUUACCACUUCAAUUAGUGAACAAGAAAAAAAAUCAUAGUUUGGAGAAAUCUACGUAAUGUAAUAUAAUAAGCAAAUAUCUACGUGAAUGAGGUGCUGUUCAGUAAAGGAUUCAGCAAUACUUGGUCAGUUUCAUCCUUGGUGUAACUCCAUUCAGAUUCACCGGGACAAAUUUGGCCCAUGGCUCCUGCUGAAGUAGAAGCCUGUCAUUUUAGUGCCUAGUUUGAUCGCCAUGGAGGACUAUGGUGUCUGCAUGGUGUAUAUAUGUGCAGCCACAGUAACUACUUAUAAUAAGUUAUAAGUUAUUAUUGUAACUACAGUACCUAAACCAUACAGGGAGCUGCAUUGUUUUGCCUGCUUGUAGGCAUUAAUUCUGUUACCAAUUGCUGUAGGAAGAAUUUGGGACUUGAAAAGUGAUUUUUACAUAUAUUUUUUUAAGAUUUAGGACUGAUUAGGAUCCUGCAGACAUGUGGCUCACACAUUUCAAUUGAUUGGCAGAAAAGGAACAGAAUAGAAUGUUGUCAUGCUACAAAGCGAGGAAGGAAAUUGCCUUAUUCAUCUCAAAAAGGUAUUAAAUGAGAAACAAUUUCUAUAUAUUCUUUCCCAUUCCUGUAGCAUUCCAAUAUUGAGUUUUAUUAUUGACUGUUGUGAUCAAUAUAUGUUCCCCAGUAAAUAACUUGUCAGAUGAAAAACUAAAUUUUUGAAUAUCAGAAUAUACUUCUGGAAGUUAGAUGUGUGAGGGGAGAGGAGGAGGGAAAGAUGACAUAAAGCACACAAUGACCCAAAAUUCAACCAUAGCUGCUGACUGUCUAAAUUUAAUAGCAGAUGGACAGCAGCAGCUGCCUUAACUAGUGGAGCCACCAUCACAAUCUUUGCUUUAAUAGAGCUUUUGUAGAUCAUGUUCUGAAGAAAACACGGCAGGCUCAAAAGGUAUAAAAAGAGUAAUUGAAAGGGGAGGUUAGGUCAGUGUAAUAGAGAGAGACAUGAGGCCUGGUAGAAAAGGCCUAGUGUAAGGUCUCAGGCCUAAACAGAGUCAAGCCCUGCUAAUAUAAAGCAGAAUUAGCAAGAGUCAGGCCAAGUCAGGCCCUGCCCUGUUACAAAACAU